Aphanomyces astaci is the source of this 545-nucleotide messenger RNA. RefSeq lists its product as hypothetical. Bases 1 to 477 code for a protein of 158 amino acids. Gene Ontology annotation, molecular function: zinc ion transmembrane transporter activity. The transcript is spliced from 3 exons. Gene Ontology annotation, cellular component: plasma membrane. Gene Ontology annotation, biological process: zinc ion transmembrane transport. NCBI's taxonomy places the organism in Eukaryota, Oomycota, Saprolegniomycetes, Saprolegniales, Verrucalvaceae. The record is from RefSeq and is a predicted model, not a curated record.
AUGUCGCUUCUUGGUGUCAAUAGCAAGCCCAUGAGCUACAGUAACCCAGCGACUGCGAAACGAACGGGUCAAUCUGCCACGGGCGACGGGUUCACGACGCUGCUCGUGGCCAUUUGCUUCCACCAGUUCUUUGAAGGGGUCGCCGUCGGUUCGUCCGCCGUGACCGCCUUCUCGAACGUCCGCACGUCCAUCGUCACGGCCGUCGCGUACUCGCUCACGACGCCCCUGGGUAUUGCCAUUGGGAUUGCAGUCAACACCUCGUACAGCGAAACGUCUCUGACGUCGUUGUGGGUGCGUGGCGUCUUGGAUGCCGUCGCGGGUGGCAUCUUGGUGUACACUGGGAUUGUGGAAUUGCUCACGUAUCAGUACACAAUCAGCCACGAGUUUCACGCCAAGUCGGGGGGUCUUCGGUCGCUCCACUACCUCUUCUUGUGGCUCGGUGCUGGGGCCAUGGCCAUCAUUGGCCAGUGGGCUUGAGUUUAGAAAACUAAACAUAGAAAAACUACUAUAUAUACAUGGUAUAAUGGAAGCAAUCAGUCUCUCAA